Molecule: messenger RNA, 1308 nt
Organism: Lodderomyces beijingensis
Lineage: Eukaryota; Fungi; Ascomycota; Pichiomycetes; Serinales; Debaryomycetaceae
Source: the annotation of a GenBank genome assembly
AUGUCGCCCACGUCAGUAAACACCCACGGCACUCCCACGACGCCGCCAAACUCAACCAUUGCUAGCUCUGCACCUUUGAAACCCCCAGCGUCAAAACAGUCCGUUGACUACGAGUUGGUCCAGUUGACAGACCAGCAAGUCAUUGACUUCACCCGCGUGCAAAACAGCCAAUCGUGGAAAGGUGCCCUCAGCACGCAGGACUAUGUGCUCCGUGAACACGUCUUGGGCAAGGCCCAAAUGACCGCAGAUAAGCUUCUCGUGUUCAUGCUCAAGCUGAAGGACGACGACGCGACGCCGCUUUGCUCGAUUGAGCUCUUGAUCCGGCCAGCGUGGAAAUAUGAAAACAUCGACGGGAGCUGCAAGAGGCGCCAGGUGUUGAGUGGGUGCAUUGGUGGGGUCUAUACUUAUGAAGACCACAGAGGCAACGGGUACGCCAGGAUCAUGGUUGAUCACUUGGUCCAAUUCGCCAAGCGCAAUGAUGUCUUGGGCACGGACGGAUUUGUGUUUUUGUAUUCUGAAAUCGGAGAGUACUAUACUAAAAACGGGUUCAAGUCCUUUGCUGUGGAUCUAAUCAAGAUCAAGAUCAAGACCACGGAACCCGCGCCAGUGGAUCCGCAAGUUGCCACAAGCAAAGAUGACCAUUUCGAGUUGGUGGAAUACCACCAGUUUCAACACUUGAUGGAGUUGUACGCCGCCAAGCUCGAUGCCGACAUCACGAAACAGGUGCAAUCCGACAACAAGUCGCGCGUUGCCCUCGUGCCAAACUCAGACAUCAUCGACUGGUUCCAUCUCCGUGCAAAGUACGUCACCUACAAACUAUUCCCCCCACCGCACUCACCCAACAUCGACUUUACCUCAGGAUCAUACAAUGAAAUCCGCGAGCAGCUACAACACUCCCACCCCAAAACCUUUGGAAUCAAGCUUACUACCACCACAACAUCAACCGAAAGUCUCGCUGGGUUCAUAAUCUGGACGAUCGAUUGGUCGUCUCCCACGUCAAACAAAGCAACCGUCAUCAAGCUCGUCUCGUUGCACGACGACACCCAAGUCUUGCAGAAAUUGCUCGACCAUAUGGUGGCCCAUAUCGCCGCCACCAAGAUCGAAGGCCAGUCAACUAGCGAGAUCGUCAUUUGGGAGUCCGAAGUCUGCGGCCCGGUCAAGCUCUACCUCGAGGAGAGAUACGGCGCCGUGACGGGCGCGGAAAACGGGUCACGGAGCGCGGCGUUGAUGUGCGAUGUUAGUGAAGAUGACAAGUUGAGACGGGGGCAGCUCGUGUGGGAAGAAAAUAGCAAACUAUGCUGGUUUUGA